AUGAUCGAUCUUCCAAUACACCCACCAAGCAGCGCAAAACCGCCGCAAAAGCCAGCAGCGCUGACGGGUGAGCAAGAGGAAAAGUAUGAUUUGGUGCUAACAGCGAUGCGCCAACUCAACACUCUCCCUAUGAGCGAGAAUGAUAAUACUCCUGCGGGAAUAAGCGGGGUAGAAGAGCGAUUCUUAACUAGAGAAUGCAUGUUGCGCUAUCUGCGAGCGACGAGAUGGAACACUGUGACGACGAUCGAGCGAUUACAAAAGACCCUAAUCUGGCGUCGCACUAUAGGACUCAACGAGGGAGGCAAAUUGAUGAGCGGCGACUAUAUAGCACCCGAGCAGCUCACGGGCAAGCAGCUCCUGUGCGGAUUCGAUAACUUGGCCCGCCCCCUCUGGUACAUGAAGCCGGAUAGACAGAACACAGAGGAGAGCACCCGGCAAACUGAUCAUGCUUUCUUUAUGCUCGAAUUGGCUAAAAUAUGCGCUCCGAGAGGCGUGGAAACCGUCAGUCUGCUUAUCAAUUACGCUAAGAAGGCUAAGGGUCCGUCGCUCGCCACGUCAAAAGGCGUACUUUAUGCCCUAGCCGAUCAUUACCCAGAAACACUGGGAACUGCUUUCGUUAUUAACCUUCCAGCCGUCGUCACGUGGAUGUUUAAAAUUAUCUCGCCCCUCCUCGACCCCGUUACCAGAGAGAAACUGUCCUUCUCGAAUGACGUCUCGCAUGUGGUAGAUAAAUCUCAGCUAGAGGACAGUUUUGGCGGGAAUGUCGAUUUGAGUGUCUACGAUCACGAUAAAUACUGGUCACAGCUUAUGGAUUUCGUCGAUGAGCGUAAAAAGAAGAUGUCGGAUAAGUGGAUUGAGCUUGGCGGUGGUAUUGGCGUGUCUGAGUGGGAUAUCAAGUCAUUUGAUGGGGAGUGGGGGGUGAAAGAGGUGCAAGGUCAAUGA
Messenger RNA from Wallemia ichthyophaga EXF-994, 942 nucleotides. Its product is annotated as CRAL-TRIO domain-containing protein C23B6.04c. The coding region runs from base 1 to 942 and encodes 313 amino acids. Gene Ontology annotation, molecular function: phosphatidylinositol transfer activity. Lineage: Eukaryota; Fungi; Basidiomycota; Wallemiomycetes; Wallemiales; Wallemiaceae. The record is from RefSeq and is a predicted model, not a curated record. The transcript has a single exon.